Molecule: messenger RNA, 1634 nt
Organism: Hipposideros armiger (great roundleaf bat)
Lineage: Eukaryota; Metazoa; Chordata; Mammalia; Chiroptera; Hipposideridae
Gene: SNRNP35
Product: small nuclear ribonucleoprotein U11/U12 subunit 35
Exons: 2
Coding region: 113-853 (246 amino acids)
Biological process (GO): mRNA splicing, via spliceosome
Cellular component (GO): U12-type spliceosomal complex; precatalytic spliceosome
Molecular function (GO): mRNA binding; snRNA binding
Source: RefSeq, a predicted model, not a curated record
AAUCUGCUUCUUCCGAUGGAAAGGUCCGGUCAGGCAGGCGCGAAGAAUCUUCCAUCGUUUCUGGCCGGGCGCCGGUUUUCUUGGGAAAGGGAACCCGAACCUUGCUGAGAACAUGAAUGACUGGAUGCCCAUCGCCAAGGAGUAUGACCCACUCAAAGCUGGCAGCAUCGAUGGCACCGAUGAAGACCCCCACGAUCGCGCCGUCUGGAGGGCAAUGUUGGCUCGAUACGCCCCCAACAAAGGCGUCACGGGAGAUCCCCUCCUCACCCUGUUUGUGGCAAGACUGAAUUUGCAGACCAAAGAGGAGAAGUUAAAGGAAGUCUUUUCCCGCUACGGGGACAUCCGGAGGCUUCGGCUGGUGAGGGACUUGGUCACGGGCUUUUCCAAGGGCUACGCCUUCAUCGAAUACAAAGAGGAGCGUUCCCUGCUCAAAGCUUACCGAGAUGCCGACGGCCUGGUCAUCGACCAGCAUGAGAUUUUUGUGGACUAUGAACUGGAAAGGACUCUGAAAGGGUGGAUCCCUCGGCGACUUGGAGGAGGGCUGGGGGGGAAAAAGGAAUCUGGGCAGCUAAGGUUUGGAGGGCGGGAUCGGCCUUUUCGAAAACCCAUUAAUUUGCCAGUUGUUAAAAACGACCAGUAUAGAGAGGGAAGAAGGGAAAAGAGGGACCAAUCUCGAUCCCGAGAAGGACACUGGGAGUCGAGGACCAGGGAUCGAGACCAUGACCGUGGGCGGGAGAAGAGGUGGCAGGAAAGAGAGCCACCCAGGGUGUGGCCUGAGAGUGACUGGGAUAGAGAGAGGGACUUCAGAGAUGACAGGGUCAAGGGGAGGGAGAAGAAGGACAGAAGCAAGUAGAGGCUCACCACCAGCAGCAGAGCCCACAGGAAGAUACAGCGUUUCUAUACAAAGGACAAGUUCAAGGCCGAAUAAAACUGUCUGAUGAUAAUGCAGUUUGGUGUAAGUUUUCUUUCCAAUCUGGAACCCAGGUUCAGGCUGAAGGUGCUGAUAUUCUGAACUGCUCUUCUUCGUCUUAUAGUUCUAGGGACUUGUUAUUUAAUAAGCUUGAGAAACAGUUUUGUCCUUGCCGGCGUCCUGUAUGGAAGGGCAUGUGUCAGGAGCCACCGUUCUCAUCCAAUUCGGCAGUAGAGAAAUUGAUUUUCUCCCGACUAUUGGAAAUGACCGCUUUGAGGGCUUGACAAAGAUGUGAUGCCCAAUGAUUUUUGACUCCUGGGAACCAGAAUCUGGUCAAAUAGAUGAUAUCUUUUCCAUGUUUAUGUCCAUAGUGCAAGGGUUUGAUGAAUUGAAAUAGAAAUGGGGUGGAAAAGUGAAUCCACGGAAGACGGCCAGAGACUUAAUACUAAAGCCAGUCUGAACAGUGACCUGGGUCAGCAACCAGCUACUUGUGAACAAAUGUGACUCCAUUCCUGAGCCAAACGCUGACUGCUUUUUCUUUUUUGGGGUGGGAGGCUGGCAUUUAAAGUGAAAAGCCAAAGUUGCAGGGCUCUGGCGCUAUGGUAUGGCAAUCUUCCAGCCCUUUGAAAAGACAAAGAAUGUGAGUGAAAUGAAAAUGACAGGAAAUCAAUGAAAGGUUUGUAUCUAGUUUUGAUGAAUUGAUGGGUCUUUUCCUUCUCGAUCA